CAGCCUGCAUGGGAGUAGGAAUGGCCAUGGGGGGCCAAUGGGAAGCAGGUGGCAGGACAGGAGGCUGUGGUGGGGCCUGAUGGAGCAGCCUUUCCUUCCAAAUCUGACUGUGGCUCGCUCAGGCCCCUGUGGUGGCUGUGUCCCUGCUUUGUCCAUCUCCUUCCGUCAGGACCUGCCAGGCGAGGGUGGCGGGAGCUCAUUCCUGGGCUUGGGGGUGGGAAGGGAGUCUGAUUUCUUCAGUUUGACGGGCCGGGGUUCUGGGCAUGGGCUGUGACUCACAGAGGCGAUCCAGACCCGCCUGCUCCCCUCAUAUCCUGUUAUUCAGAAGGCUGUAUCCGCUUGGAAAGUGUCUUUUGUCCUGGGGUGAGGGGGUGACGCAUGUGCCCUCUGGCAGUCUGCUGUGUCCAGGGUCCGUCUCCUGCUGGGGCAGAACAGGGCCUGGCCCCGCCUUAGGCCCGGCGAGCAGGCGAAGCAGGGAGAUGUCAGACUGCUACACUGAGCUGGAGAAGGCGAUCAUUGUCCUGGUGGAAAACUUCUACAAAUAUGUGUCUAAGUACAGCCUGGUCAAGAACAAGAUCAGCAAGAGCAGCUUCCGUGAGAUGCUCCAGAAAGAGCUGAACCACAUGCUCUCGGACACAGGGAACAGGAAGGCUGCAGAUAAGCUCAUUCAGAACCUGGAUGCCAAUCAUGAUGGGCGCAUCAGCUUCGACGAGUACUGGACCUUGAUAGGCGGCAUCACCGGCCCCAUUGCCAACCUCAUCCGUGAGCAAGAGCAGCAGAGCAGCAGCUAGAGGACCCCUCUGGCCACACCGGCCUGAUGCCCCGCCCUGGUGUUCUCCCCAGGCUCCCUCCUCAGCCUCUUGCCCACCCAGGACCCUUUACCCUCUUCUCCCUCCAGACCUUCCUCUGACCCUUGCUGAACUGGGGUCCCUUUGUGAGUGUCUCAGUCUAGGGGUACCUCCCUACCUGGGAGGUCUUAGUCCCUGGAGUUAGCAGGCCCUUGGGGCCCCUCUAUAAGAUCUCAAUGCUGUCUGGGGACCCUAAGAGUUUUCUCACCUGUCCGGUCCCAUCUAACCUUCCAGUGUCUCAUGUUCCUGCCCAACUCCUGCCUGAUUCUGGGUCCGUCCUGACCUUCAGCUUGCUGCUUGAGGUCAGCUUGCUGCUUGAGGUCUCCCUGCUCUUGGUGGGAACAGCAGCAGAGACCUCUCCACUUUCCCCUAGCCCCUCUGCUGGGUAGAGAGGCACUUUCAGGGACUUCCCUCCAGCUGCCUCUUCAUCUGGGAAUGAGCUAAGCAAGGCUGAGCCUCCUCCUGUUGCCUGAAAUAAUGGUGAUAUAAAGGCUGGAUUUGGAGUUUGUAUCCCCCCCGUCCCUUUGGGAUGCUCAUUAAAACCUUUCCACCCCUUGGAAA
Molecule: messenger RNA, 1409 nt
Organism: Callithrix jacchus (white-tufted-ear marmoset)
Lineage: Eukaryota; Metazoa; Chordata; Mammalia; Primates; Cebidae
Gene: S100A16
Product: S100 calcium binding protein A16
Cellular component (GO): perinuclear region of cytoplasm
Molecular function (GO): calcium ion binding; calcium-dependent protein binding
Source: RefSeq, a predicted model, not a curated record